ACAUGCCGUACCGCCUCCGUGGACUUGCAACCGAUAGCAUUUCCUCGCGACUCAUGCGGAACUUUUACCAGAUCAUGAGAGUUUCGUCAGAGGGCUACCUCUUGCUGAAUACCUGGCAGGUUGGCGGAUUCGAUGUUCUUCUGCUUUGUAGCUGAACACUGUCUAUUCCCACCCCACAGACAGGAUGAUCCAAACUCAUCACACCUCCAUGUUUACGUAUUCUCGGACUCAGCCGAAAACGUCCUCUACUACGUCUUCUCCUCCCACUGAGCUUAGCGAGACGAAUGACACAGGGUACAAUACCGAUUCUCGAUGCCCAUCUUCUUCGUCCAAAUCAAGCUUGCAGAACGAUGUCGCUGCUGCCCAGGCAGAUGCUCACGAAGCAUUCAAGAUAAUCGAUCGUCCUCAGAAAGAAACAGAAUCCGAAUUUGAUCGCAUACGAAAUGCUUGCCCUGUGCUCCGCUCGACGGCCUGCGAUGAAGACUUUUGUCAAGCGGGACGAAUGAUCAAGACCAAGGAACCACGAGUCGGACAAGAUCGCGACGCCAGCAAGAUACAAGAAGAGGCGUCCGACUUCUUGCAGCAACUGCACAGAGACGGCAUCAUCGGAACAGAGGAAAAGCUUUCAGCGCGGCGAGAUCAUGCGUUGCGGGAGUUGCAACAAUCAUCACAACUCGUUCAGCUUUCUGGCAGAUUACCCAAUGAAGUGGAGGCCAAUUCAAAAGGCUCGCCAUGUAACCAGAGCAUGCUUGCCGGAGGUGUGUGGUGGCAGGAAUUCGAAGAGCUCGAGCAUGGACUACGGCUGGCGUGGCAGAACUCCCCAAAAUGCAUCAUGCGAAGUGAGUCGUUUAGCUUGCAACUUUGCGAUCUCCGGCAUGUUACAACGUCGCGAGAGAUGGGCUCUACGCUGGUCGACAACAUGAAGAAGGCUUACAACAAUGGAACUAUCGCGCCCACAGUAUGUGUCUUUCCGGCACGUCUGCCAGGCCAGCGAGGUCCCAUGGUAUGGAAUGGGCAGUUGUUGUCAUUCGCCGGAUACAAGGACGACGAUGAUACGAUCCUAGGCGAUCCUGCCAACGUCGCUUUGACGGAAGCAAUUAUCGAGCUCGGCUGGCAGCCUCCCCAACUUCGCACACAGUGGGAUCUCUUACCUCUUGUGACGAUGGCCGAAGGAGACGAGCCGUGCAUCACGAACAUCUCUGAAAAUGACUUUCCACUUGUCCGGAUCAAACACCCAGACUACGAGCUGGCAUUCGAAAAGCUCGGCUUACGCUGGGUAGCAGCGCCAGCGUUGAGCCAGCUUGGCUUCGACAUUGGCGGAGUGCAAUAUACUGCUACGCCUUUCAUGGGCUGGUUCAUGGAUGCAGAAAUUGGUGUUCGUGACCUCGCAGACUCAUUUCGAUUCAACGUCCUUCCCAAGCUUGUCGUCGCACUGGGAUGGGCAGAAGACGAAUCCUCGUUCGAACGAGCGCCCGAGCACGAAAGACUCGCCAAGCUGUCCAAAGCGCAAGCCGAACUCACAUAUGCUGUCUGCCACUCCUAUCGCGAAGCAGGCGUGAUGAUGUCGGAUUCAUUGACAGCUUCAUCGAUGUAUUGUAACUUUGAUGACGAGCAUUUGCGCGAGAAAGGCUACCGAUUACCUGCCAAUCCAUACUGGCUAGCUCCUCCGCAGGGCUCCAUUGUACCCAUUUGGCAUCGCGGUGGUGCGCCGAAUUACCAGCCUACUCCGCUAAUCUGUAAGCAUGUGCAGAAUCCGAUCAAGGCGUGGCGGAGAGAGGUGCAGGAAAGAAGUGCUCAAACAUCGCUACAACCUCGUGAACGCCAUGAUUCUUGCUGGACGGACGUCAGCGCUACUGGUCAUGCUGAAGCUAACGAACAGCUUCGGAAAGAGGAGCCCAAGUCUACAGUUCAUAUACAUUAUUGCACUGCUGCCAACACUGCGCGGAAGCUGGCUGGCGAACUUCACCGGAGACUUUCGAGAACAGCUGGCACCACCUACCACGUUCAAAAGCCCAGGACGCUGAAUGAGUUGAGGACAAAUACUCUCAGUCGGGACGACACUGUCUUGAUAAUUGCAAGCACCACUGGACAUGGCGAGAUUCCCGCAAAUGGUGCAAAGUUCGCGAAGGAUCUACAGUCGAGCUCUGAUGCUUUGGUCUUCAAUUUCAUGAUUUUUGGCAACGGGAGCACGCUGUACCACGAUACAUAUAACGCUGCGGCGAAGCAGAUCUACGAUAUUCUACAGCAGAAUGGUGCAAGGCCUCUCGCCGGUGGCCUCUUCGAAGGAGACACUGCGAUCAAUGAUCCUCCUUGGGAACGUUUCGAAAGAUGGGUCGCUGAAGUGGAGAGAGAGCUUUGUGUCUCGAGUGAAACUGACCGAAGCCGUGCCACUCCUCCAGAAACCGAGAUGAUGACAUCCAGCAAAUUCGACAUCAUGGCUCAGUACAGGCCUGCGAAAUUCAUGAAGUGCUCCGGUGAGAAGACUUCUGGUAUUCUGCACGUCACGCUUGAUGUCAAGGAUCUUCACCACGAUGCCCUGUCACAUGUCACAAUUAUUCCGCCAAAUGAUGAGAAAGACAUCAAACGAGCUUUGAAAGUCCUUCGUCUGUCUGGAUGCGAGCGACUUCCAGAUUCUGUGGAUAUGACAACUGCAACGUUUCUCCGAGACUUUGUGGACUUCGACAGUCCUUUCACAACUUUGGACUGGACGGAUCGCCUUGGCCUCUUGGCUUCGAGGAAGGCUCUAUUCGAGCGUCUACCUCUUCGCGACGCACUGCAAGCUAUGCCCAGGAUACUGACUUCGAGUGUCUUCUUGCGAGACGUUUUCGCUGCAAUGCCUCUCAAAGUGCCUCGCACAUACUCUACAGCUUGCUGUCAAGACUUGCUCAAAUCUCGCGGCAGAGGGCAUCAGCUGGAGCUAUUGGUACAAUCGCGGCACCAAGGACUCAUGGCAAACUUCUUCAAAAGUGCAUCGCCAGGAACUGCACUGCGAAUCAGACACCAUGAAUCCAAAUGGUCGGCACUGCUGGAGGACGGUAGCAGGCCAGUUAUCUGCUUUGCGACAGGAAGUGGUCUGGCACCUAUUCGGUCGCUACUCCAGCACCGACUUCAUCUCAUGCGAGAGUUUUACGCGGACAACGAAGAAGAGGUACAGCCACCCGGCCCCAUCACAUUGAUCCUCGGCUUCCGGCCCACAGACACCAACACGAUAUAUUCCGCCAUCCAGGAACCUAUCGCCGCAGGAGUAGUAGACAUGUGCCUGCUCACACCCUCCAAUCCUGCCAAAGUCCGCGCACAAGAUCGAAUCUUUGAACCUGGAAUCCGAGAGCACAUGGAGAGGAAGAUAGGAAAUGAGCAGGCGAGUGUCUUAGUCUGCGCGAGCUCAGCGGCCGCAGAAGAUUUUGAGGCGAAUCUGAAUGCUUUGAUAGGAUGCGAUGUGCGAACUGCGCUGGAUGAGAGAUAUGUGAAAGAGGUGUUCUUAACGAGAGGUGCGAAGCCCGACCUUGCAGUCUGA
This is a messenger RNA of Cercospora beticola, 3514 nucleotides long. RefSeq lists its product as uncharacterized. The record is from RefSeq and is a predicted model, not a curated record. NCBI's taxonomy places the organism in Eukaryota, Fungi, Ascomycota, Dothideomycetes, Mycosphaerellales, Mycosphaerellaceae. Gene Ontology annotation, biological process: nitric oxide biosynthetic process. Gene Ontology annotation, molecular function: nitric-oxide synthase activity; FMN binding.